UCACCACGUUUUCAACUAGGGGACAGGCUGUGUGUGCUUCUUACAGCGUGUGAAAAUAUUCGCACACUCACAACGUCUUGGCUAGCACGCGAAGUCAGUUGCUCCUUGGAAUUUCUGUGUGUUUGCGAGUGCGAGUGCGAGUGCGAGCUAUAGCGAAAGCGAUAGUGACAAAGUGAGCGCGGCUGUGAGUGCGAGUGUGAAAAAAAUUUGUGGCUAACAAAAGGCAUUCUAAUUUGCCUGCCUAUAAAAAAUCAAUAAUAUUAAAAAACGAAAGCAGAAAAAAUAACAACAAAAGCCAAAGAAAAACGUAACAAAAAGUAGCAGGCAAGAAAAAACAACAAUAAACGGACAGGUGUGCAAUAGAAUCAAAUGAAUCAACAACUACAAAAACAACAACAAGAACCACUAGUUAAACCACCUAUGCUACUCAUAAAGAGCAACAACUAAGCAGCAACAAUAACAACAAUAAAUACACCAACAACAAGUACGAUAGCUAAAGCAACAACAACAACAAACAUGUCGGAAAGCAGCGACAACAAUGGCGACCAGCAGAGCCAGGGCCAGGGGGCGGAGGGCGAAGCUGUGGGCGAAAACAAAAUGAAGUCACGUCUGCGUAAGGGAGCACUCAAGAAGAAGAACGUCUUCAAUGUAAAAGAUCAUUGCUUCAUCGCGCGAUUCUUCAAGCAGCCCACAUUCUGUUCCCAUUGCAAGGAUUUCAUCUGCGGCUAUCAAUCGGGAUAUGCAUGGAUGGGCUUUGGCAAACAGGGAUUCCAGUGUCAAGUCUGCUCGUAUGUGGUGCACAAGCGUUGCCAUGAAUAUGUCACCUUCAUCUGCCCCGGCAAGGAUAAAGGCAUUGAUUCCGAUUCACCAAAAACUCAGCACCAUUUCGAACCAUUCACAUACGCAGGACCCACGUUCUGUGACCAUUGCGGUUCUCUACUCUAUGGCAUUUACCAUCAGGGUCUGAAAUGUUCAGCAUGCGAUAUGAACGUUCAUGCCCGCUGCAAGGAGAACGUGCCCAGCUUGUGCGGCUGCGAUCAUACAGAGCGACGUGGACGCAUCUAUCUCGAGAUAAAUGUCAAAGAGAAUCUACUCACAGUGCACAUCAAGGAGGGUCGCAAUCUAAUACCCAUGGAUCCCAACGGCUUGAGCGAUCCGUAUGUGAAGGUCAAGCUGAUACCAGAUGACAAGGAUCAAUCGAAGAAGAAGACGCGCACGAUCAAGGCGUGCCUGAAUCCCGUGUGGAAUGAGACUCUAAGCUACGAUCUGAAGCCGGAGGAUAAGGAUCGCCGCAUUUUGAUCGAGGUCUGGGACUGGGAUCGCACCUCGCGUAAUGAUUUUAUGGGCGCUUUAUCGUUUGGCAUUUCGGAGAUCAUCAAGAAUCCCACCAAUGGCUGGUUCAAGCUGCUCACUCAGGAUGAGGGCGAGUACUAUAACGUGCCCUGUGCGGAUGAUCAGCAGGACUUGCUUAAGCUCAAGCAGAAGCCGUCGCAGCGCAAGCAGCCAAUGAUGCGUUGCGACACACACACACAUUCGCAGUCCAAAAAGGAUAUGAUAAGAGCUACAGAUUUCAAUUUCAUCAAAGUGUUGGGCAAGGGAUCUUUUGGAAAGGUGUUGUUGGCAGAGCGCAAGGGCAGCGAGGAGCUGUACGCGAUUAAGAUACUCAAAAAGGAUGUGAUCAUACAGGACGAUGAUGUCGAAUGCACCAUGAUUGAGAAGCGUGUAUUGGCGCUGGGCGAGAAGCCGCCGUUUCUUGUCCAGCUGCAUUCUUGCUUUCAGACAAUGGAUCGUCUGUUCUUUGUCAUGGAGUAUGUGAACGGCGGUGAUCUAAUGUUCCAAAUCCAACAAUUCGGUAAAUUCAAGGAGCCCGUUGCCGUCUUCUACGCUGCGGAAAUUGCAGCUGGUCUUUUCUUCUUGCAUGCCAAAGGCAUUUUGUACCGGGAUCUCAAGCUGGAUAAUGUGCUCCUAGAUGCAGAUGGACACGUAAAGAUCGCCGACUUUGGUAUGUGCAAAGAGAAUAUUAUGGGAGAGAAGACGACCAAGACCUUCUGCGGCACACCGGACUAUAUAGCGCCAGAGAUCAUUCUCUAUCAGCCCUAUGGCAAGUCUGUGGAUUGGUGGGCCUAUGGUGUGCUGCUCUAUGAGAUGCUCGUGGGUCAGCCACCGUUCGAUGGCGAGGAUGAGGAGGAGCUAUUCGCAGCCAUAACCGAUCACAACGUAUCCUAUCCCAAGAGUCUCAGCAAAGAGGCCAAGGAGGCGUGCAAGGGCUUUUUGACUAAGCAGCCCAGCAAGCGCUUGGGCUGUGGCUCCACCGGUGAGGAGGAUGUGCGCUUGCAUCCAUUUUUCCGACGCAUCGACUGGGAAAAGAUAGAAAACCGCGAGGUGCAGCCGCCGUUUAAGCCAAAAAUUAAACAUCGCAAGGAUGUGUCCAAUUUUGAUAAGCAAUUCACAUCAGAGAAAACAGACUUGACGCCCACGGACAAAGUGUUUAUGAUGAAUCUGGAUCAGUCAGAGUUUGUGGGCUUCUCCUAUGUGAAUCCCGAGUAUAUUGUCAGCCCAUAA
This is a messenger RNA of Drosophila hydei, 2562 nucleotides long. It is a transcript of the gene Pkc53E, whose product is annotated as protein kinase C, brain isozyme. The transcript has 15 exons. Bases 517 to 2562 code for a protein of 681 amino acids. NCBI's taxonomy places the organism in Eukaryota, Metazoa, Arthropoda, Insecta, Diptera, Drosophilidae. The record is from RefSeq and is a predicted model, not a curated record. Gene Ontology annotation, molecular function: ATP binding; diacylglycerol-dependent serine/threonine kinase activity; zinc ion binding. Gene Ontology annotation, biological process: protein phosphorylation.